Pelodiscus sinensis (Chinese soft-shelled turtle) is the source of this 2151-nucleotide messenger RNA. The record is from RefSeq and is a predicted model, not a curated record. Lineage: Eukaryota; Metazoa; Chordata; Testudines; Trionychidae.
AUGAGCACCGAAAGUCUGGUCUACGAUGUGGAGAAAGGCGGCGUUGUCGUGGUGCGGGAGUCGCAGGCUGGCAACGGCUGCUGGAAAUGUCUGAGCAUCUGUUCUUUCCUGCUCCUGACUGGGGCCACGGCCGUCUUCGCCCUACUGCAGUUCAGGAACGAGGGGCAGUGGGUCAUCCAGGACUUCAGGGAAUCCAGGAGUUCAGGACAGAGGCAAGAACUUGCAGGCCCUAUGACGCUGAAGUUGCAAGCCCAGUCCUUGACGAAGCCGGCGGCCCAUGUCGUAGCUUCCCAUGAAUCCAAAGAACUCGUCUGGAACGACAAAGUGGCUCACACCAUGAUCCAGAACGGGAUGAAGCUGGUGGACAACAAGCUAGUGGUGCCGGCCAACGGCCUCUACUUCGUCUACUCCCAAGUGGUCUUCAAGGGGAACAAAUGUCCGGAGGAGUCCGUUCUCCUCCGGCACAUCAUCUUGCGCUUCUCCGAAGAGUACCCACAAGACGUCCCCUUGCUGACAGCCAUCAAGUCGCUCUGCGAGGGGUCCAAGUCAGCCGAGACCGAAGUGUGGUACGAGUCCAUCUACCAAGGUGCAGUCUUCCAGCUGACAAAAGGCGACGAAAUCUCAUCCAAAAUUGACUCGGCCGAUUAUUUGGAUCUGGACAGCAACGGGCAGGUGUAUUUCGGGGUGAUCGCAUUGGAAUUAGGUGCUCCUCAACAGUGAGCCACCCUCUUUUGUUCUUGACCAACUCAUCUUCCAUCCUUGAUCAACCCACCAUCCUUGGUCAACCCAUCAUCCUCCAUCCUUGAUCAACCCAUCAUCUUCCAUCCUUGGUCAACCCUUCAUCCUUGGUCAACCCAUCAUCCUCCAUCCUUGGUCAACCCUUCAUCAUUGGUCAACCCAUCAUCCUCCAUCCUUGGUCAACCCUUCAACCCUCCUACCUACAAAACCAUGACUAGCAUCCCACAUAUCACACUGACCGUCAGAGAUGGCCAAAAGACCUCUUUGGACCUCUUUCAUGCCUCUCUGACAUUAUGCCCCACGUCACCACUGAAAUGCCCACCUCCAGGGGCAAGAGCGGACCACAGUCUCUUUAGACAUGGGGCAGGAGGUUGACGCUUGGUUAGACCCGAACAGAAAUGAGUCAGAAGAGGCCGGGUCGGAACCGUUGACCUACAAAAAAAGAAGUGUCAAGUAAGACUGUAUUGUUAUUGUGGUUUAUUAUUGAUAAUUAUUUGGCUUAAUUAUUUAUUUAUUUAUGUAUUUCUAUUUAUUUGGGGUUAAACAAAGCUGCGCAUUUGCAUUGAGAGAUUUUUGUGUGUCUGUGUGUUGUACACACGUAUGACAAAUGUCGGCGAUCGGGCGGCAAAUUCUAAGCGAUGGGGCAUAGCCCAAAGUCCACACGGCUGGGUGUGUGCAGGAUUAUAUGUGUGUGUGUGUGCACAAAGAGUCAAGAAAUGGCGUCGAGACACAAACACAUCCCCGGCGGUGUGGGCUUGUUUCUAGACCCGUUGCCGUGGGUGCCCCUACACAGAGACGCCCAGCCAUGCAGGCAACAUUGGUGUGAGAAGAGACAACUUUGUGUGCACGCACACACACACACACACAGCCGUGGAGGAUGUGACGUUGUGUGGCUCUUUACCUGAGCAGCAACACAACCUCACAUGGACCCCGCCCUGUUGUGGAGAGUGCUUUGUGAUGGCUGGACCACACACACUCAUGCCUCGGUUGCCAGGGUGUUCCCCUUUGGCACACACUUAGUAGAGGAUCCCUGUAUGUAUACAAUGUAUACAUGACCCUAGCUAGCUAUAUGGAUGUAUAUUACACACAGCUGGGAUGCCUGGAUUUUCUCCCAGCUCAGGAAGGACAGCGGGGCCUGGUGGUUAGGCAUCUGGGAGCCAGGACUCCUGGGUUAUUCAGGGAGACGUGGUGGUCUCAUUGUGAGGGAAAGAAAUAUUUGUAUCUGCGAUACAGUUCCCUGAUCAUGUCUCUCUUCGGGGAUUUCGAUUGUCUUACGUUUUAUGUUAAAAUGUCAUGGGGGAGGGGAGGGAAUCUAAUUCGUUCAAUGUUGGCCAGAACAAACCUCUCGCCGCACCUUCAGGAAGGGUGGCAAGGUUUGAUUUUGUGCCGGGUCUUUUUUAUUGUAGUUAUUAU